AUGGAUCCGGCAAGUUGUGGACCGUCAAGUGCGUUACAGAACUUAAACAAACAUACUCAAAGAGAUACAUCACUACAGCAUCAGAGGCUACAUUUAAAUGGACCACAACAGCAAGGAAUACAUCAAUUUCGUCAAAAGCAUCAAAUUGAUUCAAAUUUAAAUAAUGAUUUCAAACAUUUUAACCAGAGUUCAAAUGGACAUGAUUUUGCAUCACUGUUUUUACAGCAAAUGAAUAGACCACAGUUUAAUCAACAAGCAGAACCAAAUAUGAAACUACAACAAAAUCAACAAGGUUGGGUUAAUGAUUUUUCUAACUUGAGUAUUGAACAUCAAAAACUAAAUCAACAACACAAUAAUUGGAAUCAACAAUUUAAUCAACAACGAUCAUCACAACAAUUAGGGCCAAUACGGGAGCAACAACAACAACACCAACCACAACAACACAAUUAUCAUCAUGCACAUCAACAAUAUCAUCCAAAUUAUUCGAUGGGAAAUUUUCAAGAUAGAUUACAAAUGAACGCGAUUCCACAAUAUAAUCAACAAUCAGAACAUCAAGAAAUGCAUAAAUUGCAAAAUCAACACCAACAAUUUGAAAAUGAAUUUGACAUAUUAGAAAAAGAAUUACUGGAACAACAACAAGAACAACAAGCUUCAGAAAUUGCCGUUGAUGAUUUAGACUCAGAUAAAGAAAAAUUUGCACAAACUGCGAAACUAGUUGAAAGUUCAAUGAAUCAAAUUAAUUCUCAAGAUUCAAAUAUGAAUGAAAAAUUUCAAAAUUCCGAAUUUUUAAAAUUAAUGAGUUCAAUAAGUAAUAAACAAGUAGAAUUAGAGGGUGACAAAUUAGUUAAUUCUGAAAAUAAACAAGAUGUUAGGGAAGUAGGGGUCCCUCAAACUACUAUAAAUCAACAAAGUGAGAAUGUACAAGGAGAGACUCAGUCUACCCAAAAUGUUUCUACUCAACAGGUAAAUAACGACAUACACAAUAUAGACUAUCAUCAGCCAAUUCACACUCACAUUCCAUCAGAAGAGAUGGACGACUGGUCAUUUGAUUCGAUACCGAACUAUCCACCACCACAACCGCAGCAAGUUAAGAAAAAGCAACAACCUGAAGAGUUAAAACCACAAGAGAAUAGAUUACCUGAUCCUCUUUCACACAUCAAAGAUAAUCAACUAGAAGGGAUUCUUGACCCAUUGACAGCUGCUAGAAUUAUUAGUGGUGGUCAAGUUAAAACUCGUGACUGGACUGAUGUAGAAGGUCAAGAUGAUUGGUUAACUUCUGAUGCUUUCCCUGGAAUGAAUACAAAUCCUCAUGUUCCAUGGAGAAAAAAUAAUGUUAUACAUAAUGACGAUAAUGAAGAUUUUGGUUUAUAG
This is a messenger RNA of Lodderomyces pseudojiufengensis, 1371 nucleotides long. RefSeq lists its product as uncharacterized. The transcript has a single exon. The coding region runs from base 1 to 1371 and encodes 456 amino acids. Lineage: Eukaryota; Fungi; Ascomycota; Pichiomycetes; Serinales; Debaryomycetaceae. The record is from RefSeq and is a predicted model, not a curated record.